UUUUCUCUCCCAAAUGGGUGAGAUGAGCCAGCCCACGCCAUCCCCGGCCCCAGCUGCAGGAGGACGUGUGUACCCCGUCUCCGUGCCGUACUCCAGUGCCCAGAGCACCAGCAAGACCAGCGUGACCCUCUCCCUUGUCAUGCCCUCCCAGGGCCAGCUGGUCAACGGGGCCCACAGCGCUUCCACGCUGGAUGAAGCCACGCCUACCCUCACCAACCAGAGCCCAACCCUGACGCUGCAGUCCACCACCACGCACACGCAGAGCAGCAGCUCCAGCUCCGAUGGGGGCCUCUUCCGCUCCCGGCCCGCCCACUCUCUCCCGCCUGGCGAGGACGGCCGCGUCGAGCCUUAUGUGGACUUUGCUGAGUUUUACCGCCUCUGGAGCGUGGACCAUGGCGAGCAGAGCGUGAUGACAGCCCCGUAGCCCCAGCUAGGGGAUGUGGCCUGAGCAGGACCUUGCCCGGGGACAAAGGGGCCCAGCUUUGCGGC
Messenger RNA from Mustela erminea (ermine), 489 nucleotides. Its product is annotated as TGF-beta-activated kinase 1 and MAP3K7-binding protein 1-like. The transcript has 2 exons. The coding region runs from base 14 to 424 and encodes 136 amino acids. The record is from RefSeq and is a predicted model, not a curated record. Lineage: Eukaryota; Metazoa; Chordata; Mammalia; Carnivora; Mustelidae.